Molecule: messenger RNA, 1478 nt
Organism: Cherax quadricarinatus
Lineage: Eukaryota; Metazoa; Arthropoda; Malacostraca; Decapoda; Parastacidae
Source: RefSeq, a predicted model, not a curated record
AGUCCAGGUCUGAGAAUGAGCCAUGGGGGCAUUGAUUCUGGAAAUCAUUUAGAUGGUUUGAUAUUUAAUAGAUCUAUUCUGUAUAAUGCUACUGAGCACUAUAAAAAAUAUUUAGAAAUAUUUUCUCUUCUCAGCCGUGGCUUAAACCCUCCUCAUCGUGUCAAGUCCAUCUCUAUGGCUAGUUUCACACAGGAGGAAAUUGAACAAAUAAAAUCAAAGGGUAACCAGUAUUGUGGAGCUAUAUGGCUGGGGCUUUAUGAUGCCAAGAUCAGUCCCUUUCCUGACACCAAAGAUGAACAUAAGAUUAGAGAUUUCAUGAUAAUGAAAUAUGAAAAGAAAAGGUUUUAUAUAGAGCCUAGUAUUGCUCUGAAAAAUAUGCCUCCCCAAAACACUAGCGCCACGUCAUCAAAUGCCUCCACGCCAAAUAGUGAGACCAGUAAGGUUGGGCCAACUGUGAACUCGUCAGUAUCACGUCCAAAUGUAACAGCCUCGCAGUCAUCAGGGUCAGUAAGUGGCAGCUUAAAUAGUGCCACCAAUACUGGAUCAAAAAACUCUACUCCAAAAUCUUCGACUUCAUUAGAUUUAUUAGCAGACUUGGGGAACCAGCCUGUUUCCUCAGUUAACUCCAAUGACCCCUUUGCCUCUCCUACAAGUUCCCAAGCACCCACAUCAGUUUCGCAGCCUUCAUUUGCCAAUUUUGAGAAUGCAAACAUUUUUACAAACACACUUGGCACCACAACUAGCAACAAAUCAACCUCCUUGGGCCCACAACUCCCAUUCUCCAAUAAUCCCCUUACCCCAAUGGUUCCUGGCUCCUCUUCCAAUCCUCCUUCCUCAACUGUUCACAACACUCAAUCCUGUUCAAAUACACCUAUGCAAGAUCGUUAUGCAGCCUUGAAGGAUUUGGAUGAAGAGUUCAAGACGCAGAAAGAAUCGGAAACAAUGUCAAAUGGUGGGAGUAGUUGGCCCAUACCUAAUGGAAGUCAUCAGAGUUCUUCGGUGUUUGGUUCCUCAACUUCGGCACUGAAUGGAACAGUCUUUGGCUCACCUGGUACCACCAACAGUGUCUUCAAUGCUGUUAAUGGAGGUGGCUCUGGAGGCAUGGGGGUGUUUGGCACUCCUCCAAAGGCUGGCAAUGCCUGGGCUAAUAAUUUUGCUGGUGCUAAUCCAUUUUCAGGAUGUAAUACUGGAACUCCCUGGAUGAAUGGAGGAAGUUCAGUAGGAACUGCAACACACACUCAACAGGGUUUUGGCUCUGUUGUCCAACAUAAUCCCUUUGGAACAACCUUAUACAGGAUGUGGGGUAAGUAUAAAAUAUUUUGUCAUAUUAAUGUGGUAUGUGGAGGUUGCAGCAUUCUUUUUUUUCGUCUUCAUUGUGCCUGAAGAGCUAUAGCCGAUCCUUGUUUAUAUGAUAUUACUCAAAAGUACAGUUAUCGAAACAACCUUAAUUAUAGUAGACUCACAUUUCAUAUGUCAAG